Messenger RNA from Haliotis rubra (blacklip abalone), 2119 nucleotides. RefSeq names its product cytochrome P450 2D27-like. The record is from RefSeq and is a predicted model, not a curated record. The coding region runs from base 202 to 807 and encodes 201 amino acids. Gene Ontology annotation, biological process: xenobiotic metabolic process. Gene Ontology annotation, molecular function: oxidoreductase activity, acting on paired donors, with incorporation or reduction of molecular oxygen, reduced flavin or flavoprotein as one donor, and incorporation of one atom of oxygen; iron ion binding; heme binding. The transcript is spliced from 2 exons. Gene Ontology annotation, cellular component: cytoplasm; intracellular membrane-bounded organelle. NCBI's taxonomy places the organism in Eukaryota, Metazoa, Mollusca, Gastropoda, Lepetellida, Haliotidae.
CCUCUUUGUUAUUACACUGUGACGUGCUCAGUAAUAUAACUGUGUCUGUUUAGGUUUCGAGGCAAUCACAAAAUAAUCCGACCCCAAUCAACAGAUCCUUGUUCAGGAAGGGGAACAACUCAACACAUAUAUUUGUGACAUCUUAACUACUCAAUAAUUUGUUUACUCGGUUGAUGUUUUGUUUCAGUGGAGAACCUGGCCAUGGUUGUUGCGGACCUAUUCAUAGCCGGGACAGAAACUACUGCCACUACAAUUCGAUGGACAUUGGUCUACUUACUCCACAAUCCGGAAGUACAGGAAAAGUGUUUCCGAGAGAUCCAGGAACAUAUCGGCCAGAGGAGACGACCCUCCAUGAAAGACAAGAGCAGCCUACCCAACGUGGAGGCAACCAUUUUGGAAGUGUUGAGACGAGCUGAUAUCGGGCCAGCUUCUCUCCCACACGCCGUUUCCCACGAUGUCCAGUUCAGGGGAUACACGUUCCCAAAAGAGGCCACAGUCAUAGUGAUGCUUGAUUCGGUCUUACAAGACCCGGAUGUGUGGGGUGACCCAGACAACUUCCGGCCUGACCGUUUCCUUGACGACAAUGGCAAGGUUAUAAAGAAAGAAGAGUUCAUUCCCUUCUCUCUGGGUCGAAGAGUGUGUCUGGGUGAGUCGAUGGCCCGGAUGGAGUUGUUCCUCUUCCUGACCACCAUGAUCCAGAGGUCCAAGUUUGUCCCCGUGGAUGGUCAGAUGCCUUCCUUGGAUGGAGUUAUCGGUUUAACUCAUUCCCCAAAACCAUUCGUCAUUAAAGCAGUUCCAAGGAUAUAAUUGGUUUGUGUGAGCGAGGGAUUGGUGUUUUGCAACCAACACCAACGCGUGCCAAUGCGAUGUAUAUUUCAGCCUGUUCUUGCUUUAUUGAUAUAUAAUUUCGACAAAUAUCCUGUACGCUUCAAUGAUUUAUGAAACGCUAUUAAUGUUAUCAGGCAACCAGAACUGUACCAGAACUAUACACAGUAACUAUACAUAGAACGCGGGUGCCUAGCCCGCAAAUACUCCAGUCCCCCUAUAGACCUGUUUGUUGGACAAAUCAUCGUGGAAAAUCAACAGACAUUGUUGCGAGGUUUCAUCCCAGAUUCCAUUAUGUCAAUUAUUUGCUUGAUAAUGUGACAUAGGCCUCAUUUUCAAGUUUAAACAGGAAAACAUUGUUACAGACCGAAUGUCAUCUCAAGCAAUACCCUAGCGUGGUAGUUCUAGGUCAUGAGAUUCUCAAUAAUUCCUAUUUAACAUUCGUAUUCCCAAGUGUUUUGUCAAGUUAGCUUCUGCCGCUCAAAAAAUCAAGUCAGCGUCAUGGCCUGUUUUGUCUGUCGUCAGUCAUCAAACAUCUCAGAAAGAACUGGAGGAAUGAAACUGAAACGUACCAUAGAGGACACCUGAUUAAUACUGCAUCUGAUUAUCACAGUCACCUCAAUUGUCAACUACAUUUAAAAUGCUAUUUUAUGGACAUUUUGUUUUCAAAAUAUACAUUUCAACAUUUGAAUUUAGAUUCCGACGAACCUUUGCACCACACUGAAAACAUAAAUUUAUUGUAAUUACGUAAUCAUUAUUUUCAAAGAAUAAUUUGGCAUAUGUAUAUUUAGCAGUGAGGCUAAAAACAUCUGUACCUUUCUUGCACUACAAUAAAUUUUGAUAAUCUUUUGUAUAGACAGUUUUACGAUGAUCUUGAAUUCGCCCAACAUGUAGUACUAUUUGCUCACACUAUAAAACUCAUCUUCAGACACCACUAGAACAGUGCAAAUGAAACUUCACAUGCGUGUUCACACAUAACAUCUGGAUUUUAGAAGAUGAUGUUUUAAUAUAGUCAAAUCUGCACUAUUAUAUGGUCAAAACAUGGCCACUGUUCAUUCAUUUCUGCUCAAAAUGUACUGCUAUGCUCUUAAAUCUCAAAAUGUACUUUUUCCGCUGAGAACAUGCCGCAUAUAUUGGGUUCACGUUUAGUACCCCUUAUGAUGGCAUAGUAUUGUGGGUGUGUAUACUUCGGAUUUUCCAGACGGUCUGUGUGUUGUUAAACAAUAAGACAAGGCUAUGGCAAUGGUUGUUUCAGGUUUUUGACUUUUUGUCUAACAUAAAUAUAUAUGCCUUG